UUUAAUUUCUCAAUUUAAGGUGACAGUUCAAGUAAUAAUUCGGGAGACAGUUCAAAACUUUCGGAAUUUUCCUAAAGUUAGGGGAUACGUGUAGCCUGUCCAAUAUGACUCUUGUUUAAUUCAUUUCUGUUUUUAAAAGUUAUACUUUUAUAUCAUGAUGGACGUUACUACGUAGAUAUGGUGGAACAACAUAAUCGAGUGAUUGCUUGCGUACCUAGAAAAUACACUUUGGAGAAUUUAUCAUACUGUCCAACUAAAAUUAUUUUUUGUACAUGUUACUUUCAAUAUAACUCACCCUAAAAAUAUUUACUCUUCCAACACGCCGAGACAGUAACAAAUUGGGAUUUCUUUCAUUUCGACAAAGAUAAUUUUCCCCAUUACUUAAACGUAAAUGAAUCAAAUACUCUCAGGUAUACUAAAAUUUACAAAAGUUGGUAAAGAUGCCUAUUUAAAACAGUUAAAGGGAUUCAGUGAAAAAACAAAACCAUUAGCUGCUAUUAUCUCAUGUGUUGAUUCACGUGUUAUUCCAUCGAAAUUUCUAUGCUCAAAUAUUGGUGAAGUAUUUAUUGAAAGAAAUCCAGGGAAUUUUAUUUGUUGUGAAAAUUCAGCUUUAAGUCAUUUCAGUGAAGUUUGUGUUACACCAGGAUUUUUAGACUUCAUAUUGUUUCGAUGUAAAAUCAAUGAUAUAAUUAUAUGCGGUCAUUCAGACUGUCGAGCAAUGGGUUUAUUGAAUAACUUUAGAAAUUGUAUACAUGAUCAUACAAUUCAUAAAAAUGUCAAUGAAACUGCUGUAACAGAACCAAGUCCCCUAGAAAAAUGGAUAUGGGAGAAUGGGAAGAAAACUUUACAAAAUUAUAAUCCUAAAUCAGGAAUUAUCAGUUUUUCAUCUUCAAUUCAUCCAGGCUGUCCAACACUUGAACUUGAUUUUACAAAAAUUAAUGAAUUAACAGAAGUUGAUAAAUUAUCACAAGCAAAUGUAUUACAACAAAUGAUAAAUAUCUACUCUUAUCAAGUGUUGUUGAGUCAACUUACCCAGAGAAGACUACGUGUGCAUGGUAUGUGGUUCACCUUACACUCAGGUGAUAUACAUUUAUACAGUCGAUUGAAUAAAGCCUUUCUACCAGUUAAUCAAGAGACAAUAUCCUCGCUUACUAAAGAAUUGAACUAGUUUACACAAAUUUGAUCAUAAUUCAUUGCUUAUUCAUUUGCAUAUUAUUAACUGCUUGGAAUGAAUUCUCAACUAAGUUCAGGUUUUAACUGGAUGAUGUUUCAUAAUCAUGCUAGACAGCAUGAUCAGUGUGACAGAUCUUCGUUCACAUUCUGCAUUAAGGGAACUGUCUGCAACUUCCAUAAUAAUAACAAUAAUAAUUAAUUUUUAAUUUUUACGUCAUUUUAUCUCAAUUACUUAUUUUACUCAACUGAAAAUUAUUCCUCUGGAUUUCGUGUUCGCUAAUUAUUCCCACUGCUUGAAUAUCCAGCCUUAUUAUAUUUAUUUCAUCACUUUGAAGUCUGUACGUUCAGGUAUUAUAUAUCUUUCUAGUCAGCUGACGUUUCGAUAUCAUUUGAGACAGUACUGUCAAUACUGUGUUUACAGGAGUAUAUACCUGUAUAUACGCUGAAUUUUCACAGCUAUAUUCAACUUGGUCAUGUGAUAUAUAUUUAUAUUUAUCAACUAAUUGAUUCAGGGCAUAAAUUAUUAUUUCCACCUUUUAUUUAUUAUACUUUGUAUUUUUUAUUUCCAAGAUCUCCAUUGAAAUCUUUCGUUUUUAUAUUAUUUAAUUCGACUGAUUUGAUUUCUAGUCGUGCUUGUCAAACUUUAAUUACCGUUUUUAUUUAGAAAUAUUUAUUUUUACUACUCAAAACUUACUAUUAUGGAAUCUAGUCAAUAAAGUUUUGUAUUGUUUUCAGCAUUCUAUUGUUAUCGUGCUUUCCUGUAUAACGUUUUUGUUGUAUCCUGCUGCUGUCAUUAAUUCCCUUGUAUCACAGCAUGAUAUGCAGCAUUAUGUGAUUUAUUACUGAAUAGACUGUUUUUACCUUUGAGUUCCAUUGACCAUUAUUAUUAUUAUUAUUAUAUUAUACCUCAAUAUACAUUUUGUUGA
Molecule: messenger RNA, 2099 nt
Organism: Trichobilharzia szidati
Lineage: Eukaryota; Metazoa; Platyhelminthes; Trematoda; Strigeidida; Schistosomatidae
Source: the annotation of a GenBank genome assembly